AUGGUUGUUCAAAAGAAGCCUAUCCCAACUCCCGCCAUUCACAAAAAGGGACCCUUUAAUGUUCAGGUCCCCGGUGUCGAGAAGAAGGAAGGCGAGGGAAUCCCCCGUCGUCACCCUAGUGCCGUUGCCGAACUGGUAUCGCGCCUGGAACCCGACAUUGCGACUACCUACGACAUUGUCAAGCGUGGUGCAGCAAAAUUCGGUGAUGCCCAGGCUCUUGGAUCCCGCAGCCUUAUUCAGGUUCACGAGGAGACAAAGAUGAUCAAGAGGAUGGUUGAUGGUGUUGAGCAGGAGGUUCCGAAGAAAUGGGCAUACUAUGAAAUGAGCGGAUACACGUACAUGUCGUUCAAUGAAUAUCUUGCUCGUGUUAACACGACCGGAGCUGCGUUGAAGGCGUUGGGAUUGAAGAAGGGCGAGAAACUGCAAAUUUUCGCUGCCACUAGUGCAAACUGGCUUUUGGUGUCGCAUGCCUGUGCAUCACAAUCGCUGCCAAUUGUCACUGCUUAUGACACUCUCGGCCAAUCCGGCCUCACCCAUUCGCUUGUGCAGACCGAGGCAGCCGCCAUUUUCCUCGACCCCCACCUUCUCCCACAACUUAUUAACCCUUUAAAGGAAGCGGUUAAUGUUAGAUAUGUCAUCUACAACACUGAUACCCCGGUCAAGCAGGAGGAUAUCGAUACCUUGAAGGCUGCGCAUGAGCGAUUGCGCAUUCUAAGCAUUGAAGAGCUUAUUAAGCUUGGGCAGGAGAACCCUUGUGAUCCUGAUCCUGCUGGUCCCGAAGACCUUUGUGGUAUCAUGUAUACUUCUGGGUCAACCGGCACUCCUAAGGGAGUCCCCCUUCUCCACAAGAAUGUGGUUGCGGCGGUGUCUGGCGUCAGCGUCAUUAUCGGCCCCUAUGUUGGUCCUGGGGAUUUCCUGCUUACCUUUUUGCCCCUGGCACACAUUCUCGAGUACGUGUUUGAAAACGCAUGUCUAUUCUGGGGUGGAACCAUGGGUUACGGAAACCCCAAGACUUUGUCGGAGAAAUCCAUGCGCAACUGCAAGGGUGACAUCGCCGAAUUCAGGCCGACUAUCCUUGUCGGCGUCCCUGCGGUUUGGGAAACCGUGAAAAAGGGUGUCAUGGAUAAGGUUUCCAAUCUUCCUCCAUUGACUCAGAAGCUCUUCUGGGGCGCCAUGUCGCUCAAGGGCAUUCUCCUUCGCUCGGGCCUUCCUGGAUCUGGCAUCGUGGAUCUUAUCUUUAAAAAGGUUAGAGCUGCGACUGGUGGAAGGUUAAAGGUUUGCAUGAGCGGAGGGGGACCUAUCGCCAAAGAAACCCAGCAUUUUAUUAGUAUGACCAUUUGUCCAAUGGUUAUCGGCUAUGGGUUGACUGAAACUUCUGCCAUCGGUUGCCUUAUGGACCCAAGUGAAUGGAGCACCAAUAGUCUUGGGACAAUCCCUGCUUGUGCUGAGAUCAAGCUCGUAGACUAUCCGGAGGCUGGUUACUUCACCCAUAAUAAUCCCGAGCAGGGUGAAGUUUGGAUUCGUGGCGAUUCGGUCGCAUCGUCGUACUUUAUGAAUGAGGCGGAGACUGCGGCAGCCUAUGAGGGUGAAUGGUUCAAGACCGGGGAUAUCGGUGAAUGGGAUUCGAAUGGCCACUUGAAACUCAUUGACCGCAAGAAGAACUUGAUCAAGACUCUGAACGGAGAAUACAUUGCUCUCGAGAAGCUUGAAUCGGUUUACCGUGCGUCAAGCAUUGUUGGAAAUAUCUGCGUUUAUGCCGAUGAGCAAAAGACCAAGCCUAUCGCUAUAAUUUUCCCCGUCGAGGCGGCAUUGAAGAAGCUUGCCGCCGAGAAUAGCGUCGAGGGAGAAUUUGAGCAGCUUGUCCACGAUGCCAAGUUAAACCAGAUUGUUAUGAGGGAGCUUACCGCCGCUGGGAAAAGGGGUGGGCUUGCCGGCAUUGAGUUGAUUGAAGGCUGUGUCUUGACCGACGAAGAAUGGACCCCCCAGAAUAGCUUGGUGACUAGUGCUCAGAAGCUGAACAGAAAGGGGAUUCUUCAGAGGUAUCAAUCGGAGGUUAACAGGGCGUAUGGAGGUUCAUAGAUGGAUCGUUCACGGAUGAAGGUGUGCAGGCAGAACUGUGGUUAAUGCUUUGUCUUCUUGUCGUUUUUAUUAUCAUCAUUAUUUGGAGCUUGAUUCACUAUCACCCUUUUUUCCUUCUUUCCUCUUUUUCGAUAGCGUUGCCUUUUUUUUUAGUUGAGUCCACUUGCGGAUGAGCGUGAUGAUGCUGUGUUGGUGGGCUGAUGUGAUGGGGCUUUACUUACUUCCCGAGAGUCUGUUUCUGGCCCGGUUUUCACGUUGUCGCGCUUCCCUGAUUUAUAUUCUGAGUAAUUGGCAUACUUCCGUUUGUUUCAGUAGUCGUUUUCGGCAGCGGCGGGGUGUGGGGGCUUGGUGCUUGUCGGGGGGAGAGGGGAGUACUCGGUAUCGCGGGGACAUUAAAAUUCCGGUAAUGGGUGUGUUGCAGU
Tuber melanosporum (Perigord truffle) is the source of this 2501-nucleotide messenger RNA. RefSeq lists its product as uncharacterized. NCBI's taxonomy places the organism in Eukaryota, Fungi, Ascomycota, Pezizomycetes, Pezizales, Tuberaceae. Gene Ontology annotation, biological process: long-chain fatty-acyl-CoA metabolic process; long-chain fatty acid metabolic process. The record is from RefSeq and is a predicted model, not a curated record. Bases 1 to 2079 code for a protein of 692 amino acids. Gene Ontology annotation, molecular function: long-chain fatty acid-CoA ligase activity. Gene Ontology annotation, cellular component: plasma membrane; endoplasmic reticulum; lipid droplet. The transcript has 6 exons.